This is a messenger RNA of Sclerotinia sclerotiorum 1980 UF-70, 525 nucleotides long. RefSeq lists its product as hypothetical. Lineage: Eukaryota; Fungi; Ascomycota; Leotiomycetes; Helotiales; Sclerotiniaceae. The transcript has a single exon. Bases 1 to 525 code for a protein of 174 amino acids. The record is from RefSeq and is a predicted model, not a curated record.
AUGGAACAUACAACUCUGAUUCCUUCUAUGAUUAACGUAUCGCCAUCAUUCCUCACCAUUCCCUCCAAGCCACGUGCUUCCAUAUCUCACACUUUCUUCCCGGCUGCAUCUGCUUCGGUCGUCCAAGAAUCGAGCGUCCAACCAUAUCACACUCUCGUCAUUUUUGUAAAUGGGCUUGGACUCCCUGCCUCUUCUUGGGAAUCAUGUAUUUCGAUCCUUCGAUCCCGUGUUAGGAACUGUCCAUCACUUUUGACAUACGACCGUUAUGGACAGGGUUUAACUACAGCUAGAGAUCCUUUAGAUAAUGGAAAGGGUUAUGGACAUGAUUUCAUGGAUGCCGCGAAUGAUCUCCAUGAGGUCAUUCUAGUGAUCGCUAGGACGAAGUUUGGUCUUCAACCAGAUGAGGUCGAAGAUGGAAGACUUAGUGUAAUAUUCGUGGCUGCUUCGAUUGGAGUAGGUGCUCCGGAUACCUUAUUGUCAAAAUCUGAUGUCAUUUAUACACAUCUCCUGUUAAAUGACCUCUGA